AUGCCAGCCAGACCCAACUCUGCAGUAAUCCUCUCACAGACCAACAAACAAGGGAAGAAAAUUAAACCCAACAAGAAUGAGAAGACAAAUGCAGAAAAAGUUGCUGUCUACGUGCCAAACAUCCCGGAGCCAACGAGCAGAGCUGAGCUCAUGAAGCAUUGGUUGAAUUUGUCUUUGGACGAUAAAACUGCCAACAAGAUGCUGUGGAUUUCUGACAACGGGUCGAAGGUGUGUCGUAGAACUGAGGAGGUUUGUCCCGUCCUGGACAGACCGGAGAGAUAUGAGUACUCUCCACAGGUGCUGUGCAAAGAGGUUAUCUGGAACAUGAGGGCUUACUGGGAGGUGGAGUUCUCAGGGUGGGUGGUAAUUGGAGCCACCUACAUAGGAGCAGGCCGGAGGGCAAACACCGGGCCGAGCGGCCUUGGAGAGAACGAGGAGUCCUGGGGUCUGUGCUGGUCAGGAACGCGCUACCAGAUCUGGUACAACGGCAUAGACAAGGACAUAAACAACAUCCCUUAUUGCUCCACCAUCGGAGUUUAUCUCGACCAGCCCGCAGGGAUCAUAAGCUUUUAUGCAGUGACCGGUGAGGGAGCGGACAGGGAGGUGGAGCUGCUGUAUAAAGUUAAGAGCACCCUUGACAACAAGAUCCUUCCAGGUUUCUGGGUGGGAAUUCAGUCGUCAUGCACGAUAUUAAAGAGGCCGAACGAAUUCGCUGAAAAUGAUCAAAAAAGUGUUGUGUAA
Molecule: messenger RNA, 741 nt
Organism: Acanthopagrus latus (yellowfin seabream)
Lineage: Eukaryota; Metazoa; Chordata; Actinopteri; Spariformes; Sparidae
Product: tripartite motif-containing protein 16-like protein
Exons: 5
Coding region: 1-741 (246 amino acids)
Molecular function (GO): protein binding
Source: RefSeq, a predicted model, not a curated record